Molecule: messenger RNA, 3360 nt
Organism: Acanthopagrus latus (yellowfin seabream)
Lineage: Eukaryota; Metazoa; Chordata; Actinopteri; Spariformes; Sparidae
Product: E3 ubiquitin-protein ligase TRIM21-like
Exons: 2
Coding region: 116-1804 (562 amino acids)
Molecular function (GO): zinc ion binding; protein binding
Source: RefSeq, a predicted model, not a curated record
UAAGAAACAUGACACAGGAGGAAACUGAAAGUAAAGUUCCUUCCUGGGAAACAACCGAGCGCUCUGCCGACACUGUUUCUCCUCCACAGGCCGACACCUAACACACUUUUCAGACAUGGCCUCCGGCAGCAGCCUCCUGUCCGAGGAUCAGUUUCUCUGUCCGAUCUGCCUGGACGUGUUCACUCGGCCCGUCACCACCCCGUGCGGACACAACUUCUGCAUGUCCUGCCUCACGACCUACUGGGUGGACGGAUCGGUCUGCCGGUGUCCCAUCUGUAAGGAAACGUUUCAAAGGAGGCCGGAUCUCAAAGUCAACACUUUCAUUUCUGAGCUCGCGUUGCAGUUCAAGUCGCUUCAAGUGACAGACCUUGACAUCUGGAACUCAGAUCAACAGCAGGCCAGCUGUGGCGGCGUGGUGCUGUGUGAUAUUUGUACUGACACCCAGCAAGAAGCUGUCAAAUCCUGUCUGGAGUGUCUGACUUCUUACUGCGACGUUCAUCUGGAGCCUCACCACAGAGCCGUCGGGCUCAAGAGACACACGCUGGUUGAGCCCUUGGCGAGGCUGGAGGACCGGAUCUGCAAGGAGCACACCAGACUCCUCGUGAUGUUCUGCAGAAAGGACAAGGUUUUGGUGUGCGACGUCUGCGCCAGCUCGCGCCACGCGAGGCAUGACGUCGUCCCCGUGCGGCGAGCGUACACGGAGAUGAAGGUCCUGCUGGGGGAAGCAGAGACCAAAGUGCAGCAGAUGAUCCAGGAAAGGCUGCAGAAGGUUCAAGAUGUGACGGACUCAGUGAAGCAAAGCGCGACGGAAACCAAAGAUGUGAUCGCGAGUGGUUUGCAGGAGUUGACGGCGCUGGUUUCUGAGGUCCAGGAGAGCCGGACGGAGCUCAUAAAGGUGAUGGAGGAGAAGCAAAAGGCAGCAGAGGAACAAGCCGUCGGGUUCAUAAGCAGCAUGGAGCAGGAGAUCGCCGAGCUGCAGGCGUCGACGACGGAGCUGGAGGAGCUCAGACGGACCGACGACCAGUUCUGUUUCCUCCAGAGAUUCAUAAACUCGCCGCUCCUGCCUCACACUAUGGACCUGUCCACAUUCAGCUUCGACAGACUCGUGGAGAUCAAUCACGUUCGGAAAUCUUUGAGCACGUCGCUGUCUCAGCUGCGAAAGCUGCUGAGUAAAAUGAACGCGGAAAUCAAACUCUCCGCCGGCACAGACGCGUCGAACGAUGCGGUGCUGAGAUACCUGCAGCGCUACGAGGAGGACGUCCUGCUCGACCCCGACACCGCUCACCCUCUGCUCAUCAUAUCGGACGACAGGAAGCAGGUGAGGUACAGCCAAGGCUCCGGCCUGUGGGCCAACCAGAUCCUGAACCCGAGCAUGUUCACGGAGCACCUGGCAGUUCUGGGACAGAGAGGUUUCUCGUCACGCAGGUUUUACUUUGAGGUGCUCGUCGGGGGAAAGACCGAGUGGUGCCUUGGCGUGGCCACGGCGUCGAUCCAGAGGAGGGGGUCUCUGUUUCGGAGUCCCGAUUGUGGACUCUGGGCCAUCUGGUUCCUGGUGGAUAAAUUUGAAACCUUCAGCGCUCCAAACGUGCCGGUGUACAUGGGAAAAGUGGAGCGGGUCGGCGUGUACACGGAUUACAACAGACGGCAAAUUUCUUUCUACGACGUUCAGACUGCAACACAUAUUCACACGUUUGAUGAGUGUUUGUUCACUGAGCCUCUGUAUCCGUACUUUAAUCCUUGUGAUAACGAAUAUGGUUCGAACCUGGAGCCGAUGAUAAUCGUUCCUGUCGGCUGUACGGAGUGAGCGGAGGCCUCAGCGGCUCGGUGAUCUGUGGGUUACUUAUCACAGCGCAACUGAUUUACCAAGACAAACUCAUUCAGACAGAUUUUUUUGUAAAGCAACUUUUUAUAAUCACAAACACCUGAGUCCUGAUUCAUCUUCCCCUUUUUCCUGUAAUUUACUGAUGAUUAAAUGUCAUAUUUUAUUUAAUAUUUUUUAUUUAUAAAGACAGCGUCAGUUUCCAGGGCAGACGGUCGGAUGACUGAGCAUCAGAAGCCUCUCAAACAUGAAGGCUGAUACUCCAGUUGCAUUUUGUUUUCUGAUUAACAGUGUCAAUGAUUCUUCUGACAGCUUGUCGAUAAAAUAAACUAAUUCCCUAAAAAAUGGCUCUGAUGCAGCAUCCUCCCGCCCACAACACUAUCUGACUGGUAGCACAAUCAGUAGCCCAUAAACACUAAAUAAUCUGAAUGAUCUGCAGAUUAUGUAGAGGGGAGGAAGUAUAAAGUAGCAGAAUAUCAAAGUACUUUCUUUGAGGAAGUAAUGGAUUACACAUCAGGGGUCGACUGAUGAGGGGCAUCAGUGGUAUCAGUGUUUUUGAUAACAAUCUGAUUUUGCAGAGUAACAAGUGGCUGAACGUAUCAACUAAAUAGACGAAGUGGAGUGAAAGUGAAAACUGAAAAUGGAAAGUACCUGAAAAUUUUGACACAUGUUGGUUACAUUCCAUCAGUGGCCGAGCUUAAUGUUGAGAAUACGGUUUUAUUUUCCCUGUAAAUGAAUAUCGCUUCCAAUUAUCAGUCGUCUGUCUCCUGGUUUACUAAUAAUCAGCAUCAGUCGAUCCUGUUACACAUUACUUUAAAACAAAUAUUACAUUCCUUCCCUGAAGAAAAGUUGUUUUUCCUUUUGCAUUACUCUAUAAAACUGCCUGAUGUGCAUCUUGACGUAAUGAAGCAUUAAAUGUACUUAUGCCCGAAUAUCAGCCCAGCACUAAUAAAGAGGACGUUCACAUGAUGGUUUCUUCUGUGUUCUGUUUGUAUUUUUUAUGACAUUCAUUUUAUUGAUGAGUCCUUUCCUGGAUUGUUGGAGUUGGAGUGACGAUUAUUGCUUAUAUCGAUGCUCGCAAUGUCGUCUUGUUGCAGGCAGUCCGGGAGCAAUAAUAAUAAUUACAACAACAAAAAAAACCCAACUGACUGGAGGUGCACGUGAUCUGCAUUCAACAGACCGAACGCACUAAAAACACAAACGCUUCUAACGCUUCUACCUGUCGAGCGUGUGGAUUAUUUAAGACCUGGCGUAACGCAAGAAACAACAAAACUGUUUGAUUCAUAAACGCAAUUUUAACAAAUCAUGAAAUCAGAAAGAGCAGCGCGUUACAGACAAAUCUUGACAUGUCUUGGUGGGAAAAGCACAGGUGUAAAUAAUGAAGAUAAUGAAGGUGGAAUUCUACUGAGCUGCAUCUUUAAUGUCGUCAGUAACAGCCGAGCUUUUCCUCCUGAGACAUGACAAAAACGUCUCCUUUGAAAAUAAAUCCAAUAUGCUGGAAAAUCAUUUAAAUUGAUCAUUUUUUCAGCACUUAAAUCACA